Messenger RNA from Ipomoea triloba (trilobed morning glory), 862 nucleotides. RefSeq lists its product as uncharacterized. Gene Ontology annotation, cellular component: plasma membrane. Bases 155 to 739 code for a protein of 194 amino acids. NCBI's taxonomy places the organism in Eukaryota, Viridiplantae, Streptophyta, Magnoliopsida, Solanales, Convolvulaceae. The transcript has a single exon. The record is from RefSeq and is a predicted model, not a curated record. Gene Ontology annotation, biological process: response to desiccation.
AGUAAAAUUUGCAGACAAAGGGACAGGUUCAAUCCAAAACCAAGCGCGGUUCACAUCCUAUCUGUGUGUGAACCGGAGUGGCAAGAAUUUUGCGUGAUUUCUCCCAUUUUCUCGUCCACCGCAACCGCAACUGCAAUUCCAUCGACUCGGUUCAAUGAGUAGCAGUGACAAUAGCGUCAGCAAAAGGGGAAAAGGGAGCCGGGGCUGGAGUUGGAGCUCCGCCCUGGUUGGCGCCGCCGCCGCCACCGCUACGGCGGCUCUAUUUUCAUCUAAGCCACGGGACCCAACCUUCCACCUCAUCUCCAUCGACCUCACCUCCUUCAACUUCAACUUCCCCGUCCUCGACGCCGACGUCAUCCUCACCGUCCACGUUACCAACCCCAACAUCGCCGCCAUCCAGUACUCCCCGACCGAGAUGUCCAUCUUCUACGCCGGCUCCUUCCUCGGCUCCGCCCGCGUCGAAGCCGGCUCCCAGCCGCCCCGCUCCUGCCAGAUGAUACGCCUCCCGGCUCGUCUUAGUGGGCUGGAGCUGGCCCACCACGCCAAGAGCUUCCUGGCUGACGUGGCCCGCCGGGAGAUGGUUCUGGACGCCGCUGUGGAUAUAGAGGGCGCGGCUAAGCUGCUGUGGUGGGACCACCGCUUCAAGGUCCACGUCGACAGCCACGUGACCGUGGACCCCAUCUUCCUUGACGUCAUUGAUCAGGAAAAUCAGUCGCACAUGGAGCUCCUUCUUGCAUGACCAUCGCUUUCACUUUUCUCUGUACAAUUUGUGUAAGUUUUUGCAGGGUGAAAAGUUAAAAUGUAACAGUCACAUGGUUAACUGUUUAUUGUAAUAAUAUACCAAAGUUUGAUUCUUUUCCCU